Molecule: messenger RNA, 1278 nt
Organism: Gilbertella persicaria
Lineage: Eukaryota; Fungi; Mucoromycota; Mucoromycetes; Mucorales; Choanephoraceae
Product: proteasome non-ATPase 26S subunit-domain-containing protein
Exons: 9
Coding region: 1-1278 (425 amino acids)
Biological process (GO): proteasome assembly
Cellular component (GO): cytosol
Source: RefSeq, a predicted model, not a curated record
AUGUCUUCUAUUGCUACAAACUCGCUUGAGCAACUAGCCAGAAUAUUAAGUCCUGAAUCAAAUGCUUCAGUCUUAGAAAAGACUUCAGCUCUUCAAACAUUCUCUGCCACUUUAAAUGACAACUUGACUUUGACACGCUCGUUGGAAAUACUAAAUACAGUUCCUCUUGAAUUGUUUUAUCUUGGAUUCUCUGUUGAAGACGAGCGACUGACAACUGUAUUAUGUGAAGUCAUCAACAAGAUCUUAUUUCCUUUUAGUUUUGAACACGUUGUGUCUGAAGAAAACAAAGUAAGCCAUAUUCGAUACUUGUCACUUCAACAAGUAUCUAAAUGUCUUGUAUCCGACGCUUCUGUAGCGAUGAUGGUGCAGUCUGAUCUGUUUCCAUUGACAGUAGCUACGAUCGCUUUUCAGGAUACAAGAACAGCAAACAAAGCAUGUGAAUUGCUGUUCAAGAUGUCAAGCAUACCUUCAGGACAAGAAGCACUUUUCGGUGCCACUUGUGUAGCCAUGUUGAAGCAAUUACUCCAAGUGAAUGAAACGAUUCGCUUUCGAAUCUAUGAUCUAUUGAUUAAAGUAGCCAGUUGUUCAGACAGCAAUUUCGAACAAUGCGAAUCUUCGGGUUUGUUGACUGUGUUUGUCAAGGAACUUCAGUCCGACGAUUUAUUGGUCAAGAUCAAUGCAAUUGAACUCUUAAAUAAUAUUGCAACUACUCCUGCUGGGCUGUCCUUUUUAGAGAAAGCAAACUUGUUGGACACUAUUGUAACAGUGUUGGAUAAUACAGAUGAUACAGAUGUUGUUGUUCAACUCAUUGUUACUAUUUCUGCUAUUGGCCUUUUAGGAUCACAUUCAAGUGGUCUCAAGUUGGUUUAUCACCAAUCUUCGCUUGUUCAAAAACUACUUGAGAUUUAUAGUAGAUCAGUAAGUCAAUUGAAGGCUGUCUGUCUUCAAAGUAUUUCCAAAUUACUUUCUGUCAGUGGUGAUGACAUUGAAGAUUUGACAUUGAGUAUCUAUCAACGCAUGGAAGGUAAAUCGAUUUUGAUUAGAGAAGCAAAGCAACCUGAAGAAAGCCUUUGUAUUGCUGCUUUUGCUGUUAUGCAAGCCAUUGCAUCACAUAUCUGGGGUAGUCAGUCUUGGAAGUAUGCUAUUAUUCAAACCAUGGCAGCAAUACCUGAUGCAUCACGUAUCUUUGGUCAUUAUUAUCCUCAAAUUCAAGUUUAUGUUCGUCAAGGUGCUUUUUACCGCGUUAUUGAGCCUGCUGCUGCUGUUGAAAAUAACUAG